Molecule: messenger RNA, 4237 nt
Organism: Silurus meridionalis
Lineage: Eukaryota; Metazoa; Chordata; Actinopteri; Siluriformes; Siluridae
Gene: ap4s1
Product: adaptor related protein complex 4 subunit sigma 1
Exons: 6
Coding region: 2334-2768 (144 amino acids)
Biological process (GO): protein transport; vesicle-mediated transport
Cellular component (GO): intracellular membrane-bounded organelle
Source: RefSeq, a predicted model, not a curated record
AGACAGGGGGGUAUGGAGACGGAUGAUCCGCUGUGGCGACCCCUAAUGGGAGAAACCGAAAACUAAGCAUCCAAUCCCUGGAAAGAACUCUAUCAUCUCUGGAAGAGUGGAACAAGACAGAUAAAGCAGAGGAGGCCUUGUUUAUACAACAACAGCUUCAUACUUCAGGCCGAAAGCAUGGAUACCUGACAACAUGGACAACAAAAAUAUCUGAGGUUCACGAGAAAUAAUGUCAGAAUUGCGAUAAAAAAAAGCCGAAUUAGGCAAAAAUACAUUUAUGUGGCGGAAAAGAUUUCCAUAGGAUUCAGGCCAAAGAAAGAGACAAAGUUUUGGAUCAUUUCAAACAAAAACAAAGAAAACGUCAAUAACUGUGAUGAAAAUGAUCAAACACUUUGAGAGUGUUUAUUUUUUUUUUAGGUUACAUUUACAGAAAUAGCUGGCUUGGCUGUCGAUACAAUAGACAGGUUAACAUCACUAGAAAUGACAAAGAAAUUAUAGUUUAAUUCUCUUAAAAUUGUUCCUAAUUAUAAAAAUAUUUUUUUUCUGAUCAAUUAUAGAAAUGUUUGCACUUUCGGUAAAAGACAGUCAUUAAACCCAGAUAUGUGCAUACAACUAAAUGGCCUGUCAGUCAGUAGGCUAUGGAUAAAUGCUGUUAAAGAUUAACAGUCUUCCUUUUAAUAUGUGAAAAAUAGUAGUUAUGCAAUGAGUAUUUUGACAAAAAUUAAAGCAAUGCCAUAGACAGUAGAUUUAGUCUAGAUUCAUUAAAAUUGUAACUGACUGAAGCUUAAACCAGUAUUUUGCCAUUUUCGGAAUAAUGUGUGGUAAACCAAAACACUGAUCCCCUCUCAAAUAUUGCCUCACAUAGAAAUGGUCCAAUCGAACAUUUUUCAAUUAAAUUACAAUACUGGUAUCAGAGCUCUAAGUAUAGUCUGGGGCUGAUCUUUUAAAACUCAUGUUAAACAUCAGGAACAUAAUGUGAUAGGAGUUUUUAUGUGCUGUGUUCAUGUCUAUGGCCUACUCAUGUCAGCCACCUUCACAGGACCAAAGACAUUUCAUUCAUUGCCCAGCAUAGGAGCAGAAUAAGUUACAGUCUGGAAAAAACAAGCAUUUUUAAAUAUCUUUUACAUGAUCACAGGUUUAAAGACACCUUUAAACAUAGCACACCACAUAUUUAAAAUUGUUAUGGAUGUUUCACAUGUCACAUACAAGUUGUCUAAUGUUUACAGCAUUUACAGACAAGUGGUCAUUGACUAUCAGACAUUUGUGUCACAUGACAGACACCUGUAUCCAAAGCCACUUACAAUUCUUUAAUUUAUGUAACUUAGCAGUUGAGGGUUAAGAGUCCCUCCUCAAGGACCCAACAGUGACAGUGCUGGGAUUUGAACUCAGCCAUUUGAUAAGUAUAAGCAUCUAGUGUCUUAGCCACUGAGCUACCACCCAGACCCUAGACCAGACAGGGACUCAGUAAAGUAUUUUAAAAGUCCACACCAACGAUUUAUGAAAUAAGUUAAACCCAAAAUUUUAAAUUUAAAUAGCUCAAUAACUCCAAAACAAUGUGGCGUCUGUAAACCGAGUUUGUGUUUCACUUUAUCCAUUAAUAUGCAUCCAUGUCAAUUGUUUAGCUAAAUUCAGGUCAUGAGAACCGAAACAACGAGCAUCAUUAAAAUAAAUGUAAGCUUGUAGGGCUGGGAUAAAAAUAUGGUUAAACUGGAGUCAUUUCAUGCGACUCUUGAAAUAGUUGCUAAAAAGGUCCUGAAAUCGGAAACAUCUGAAAUACAUCUUACAGCCAAACGCUCCAACUAGCUGUUCACUCAGAUUUCCGCAUUGAAGUGAAAUAUAAAAAUACAACCUUCUAUAUAGACACAUUUACUUACAACAAAAUAUAUAAAAGUUAUGUUUUUACAGUGUGAGACAUUAAAUAAUUCUGACUGAAAACUCAGCUAGGCUCUGCCUUCAAGUGCGCGCAAAAGUUUAUUUUUGCUAGCUUUAUUAAUAUAACUAAUCAUCUUGUAAACUCAAAGUUAAGUGACAGGUAGGGCUAUAAAAUGUAAGUGCUCACAUAUUAUUCGUUUAUGUAUUCUGAAGAUAAAAAAAAACAGUUAACGCACUAGACUGCUAGCAUAAUAGCUCAGAAAGAGCUCAACAGUUCAGAUGCCAUGUUGACCAAAACAAAAUGGCUGCCCAGAAGAUUAGUUGACAAAGUCAGGUGGCUUCAUUUAUAGUUUCUACUCUUCAGAGGCUAAAGAAAUGCUAUCUUGUGGUCAGUGUUUUACACUUUACAAGAAGACUAAAACUGUGGUUAAAUACAUGGGUGUCUGUUCUCCUGAGUGAUCAUGAUCAAGUUUCUGCUGAUGGUGAAUAAGCAGGGCCAGACUCGCCUGUCCAAGCACUAUGAACAUGUGGAAGUUGGAAAGAGAGCUGCUCUGGAGGCAGAUGUGGUCAAGGCCUGUCUGUUCAGGAAAAAAGAUGAGUGCUCAUUUGUGGAGUACAAGGACUACAAGCUGGUGUAUCGGCAGUAUGCAGCUCUUUUCAUUGUAGUCGGCAUCACCGACAAUGGAAAUGAACUCUCCAUUUAUGAACUCAUCCACAACUUUAUUGAAGUUCUUGACAAGUACUUCAGCCGUGUGAGUGAACUAGAUAUUAUGUUUAAUUUGGACAAAGUACACAUCAUUCUCGAUGAAAUGAUCUUGAACGGACACAUCGUUGAGACCAACAAGAACCGGAUACUUGCACCACUGCUGGCUUUAGAUAAGAUGGCAGAAGGAUGACUGAAACAGCUUUUCACCUGUUUGGACUGGUCUAUACAUAUCAUGGCUUUAACUACAAUCAGCUGACAUUUUAAUUAUGGAUUAUUUACUAUAGGUGAACAGUUGCUUUGCACAAUUUGGUGGCCCCUCUCUGUACUCAGUCCAGCUGAGGACAUACAUAGAAGUUUUUUCCAUGAAGAGCAGACCAAACUAUCUGUACAACCACAUCAAAAGUUUUGAAAAACCUAGUCAUUUUUCUUUUCUAUUUAAACAUACAUUCAUGUUGUUGUUUUUUUUGUUUAUAUGUAACUAACUAUAUAAAAGGCUGAACAUGUAAAUUGAACAGUUAUUUAUAUUAAGACAGGAUUUUUCAAUAAAAAUUAAGUUAAAACAAAGUAAACAAAUCUGUACACCAUUAAAAUAUCUAAUUUGUUGCAUAUAAGCAAAACCAUUAAAACACUGUUUCCAAACUUUUGACAGGCAGUGUACCAGGCAUAGAAGUCACAGUGAAGAACUACAGAAAUCACUUGUUUGUGGUGAUUGUUCUAUAAUUUUAGUCCAUACUAUUUUCAUUUGUUUUAUUAUUUGAAAUAUUCUGUUGAAUCAGAAAAUCUAUAUGGAAUAAACAGUGAUGAAACGGACAAAAGAAAUUGGCAUUCAAGUUAUUUCAGAAAACAUUCUGGGUUCUUUAUCAUGGAGGGGUACCAACAAAUUUGUCCAUGUCUGUAACUAAAAUUGCCUUCUGAAUUUAACAUCAACUUAAAGAUUGUCUAAAACAAGCAGCAGAAUGGACCACAACACUAAUCAUAGUUUGCAAACAAUUUAAUGAUUAUUUUGGAGCAUACACAUUUGAAAAUAUUUGUUUACUUCAAACUGCAACUUGAGUUAAAUAAAUGUUUAUAAUAUACAAAGAAAAUACAAGGAGAAGCAUAGCUUUUAAUUAUUUUUCCUUUUGUCUAAUGUGCCUUGCACACAACCAGUGUUUUGUUUCGUCGCUGUAGCUUCAUUGUAAAAUCACACAAAUGCAUUCUGAGUUCAAUCCUUUCAGAAGGGUGAUGAGCAUUUGAAACAUACAUAGUAACAGCACGGAGAAGAAAAAAAAAACUAGAACAGAAAAUAAGAGGGGCAGGCAGCAAGCAAAUGACUAUAUUGAACACAAAACAAAAUGGGAACGUUUCAAACAAGCAGGCACUAGAAAAAGUAAAACCAGAAAUUUUUUUUUACACUUGACAGUUAGCAGAAGCAGGUGCUUGCAUGCCCCUUGUGGGGAAACAGGGAUGUGUGUAAAUGUAAUACACAUGCUCUCAGAGCUUAAGUGUGACAGCAAAUUGAAAAUUGCCCUUGGCUACUAGCAACUCAAGCCCUUAAUGCAAUGCAGUCCCACCAACAGCUGUAAGUGGGGUAACAUGGACUGUAGACAUGGCCCUAUCUGUUUCAGUAGCUUGUGGAGCUGGCAUGGGCUUCCUUUUGCUUACAGAUGUAAACGUGUG